AUGGUGUCACAGAGGCGGAGCAAAGCCCGAGGACUCGUCGACCGCCUCGGAGGAUGGUACCUGGGCCUACGACCUGAAUCUGGCUCGUAUACGGUUGAAGCUGUGAAGAUCCCUCUCCGGGACGGAAUUUCUCUGGCGGGCGAUGUAUACACGCCAUGUCUCGACCGAGGCCGCGAGGCCUGUGGAACGAUACUCGUCCACGGCCCAUACGGACGAACAUUGCUGACAGCCAUCACCGACGCCAGUCUCCUCGCCGCGCGCGGAUAUCGCGUGGUCCUCGUCUCAUGCCGUGGCACUUUCGGCUCCGGUGGAACCUUUGACCCCGCCAGGGCUGAGGCCAACGACGGACAGGACAUCGUCGAGUGGAUGCGCGGCCAGCCGUGGUGGACGGGCCGCUUCGGAACCUACGGAGCAAGCUAUCUCGGAUACACGCAGUGGGCCCUGCUGCGAGAUCCGCCGCCAGAGCUGGUCACGGCAUCUAUCGCCGUUGGACCUCAUGACUACAGCACCCAUUACUGGGGCACCGGAUCGUUCCGUCUGGACCGCAUUUCCUGGAGUGAUAUGGUGGCGCACCAAGAGGACGAGGGAUGGAGUCCUAAACGUGGGCCCCUGAGACUUGUGGUGGGCAAUAGCAAGAUCAAGGACGUGAUGAGAGACUUGCCUCUGGCGCCCGCAGUCAAGUCAUAUUUUGGCACCAAGGCAGAGUGGCUCGACUACCCCAUAACCCAUUCAGACAUCACGGACGAGUAUUACAAGCCAAUGCAGCACAAUAUGGCGCUGGAGCGCCUCAGCGUCCCCAUCCUGCUUACUACGGGAUGGUUCGACCCAUUUCUGGUGCAGACGAUGGACCAGUACGCUUCCAUCAGCGAGCGCACCAAUGUUGGCCUGACGGUCGGACCAUGGUCGCAUCUUCCAGCCUCUGGUAUCAGUAAUCUCGGAGAGAUAUUCGACUGGAUUGAUGAGCAUCUUGGCCAGAAGGGCAACAGCAGUAGGCCAGAUGCCGUACGCAUCUACGUAACUGGAGCCGAGGAGUGGCGCGGCAUGAAGAAGUGGCCGCCCGAGACCAAACCACAGGACUGGUUCUUACAUGCAGGCCAACGCCUAGAUACGAAUGAGCCAGCUGGCGAACUUCAUUACUCUUCUUUUACUUUUGAUCCAUCAGAUCCCACGCCUACCAUCGGCGGCCCGCAUCUUGUCAGUAAAGGUCGUGUCGAAGAUAGUGCCUUGGCCUCACGAUCGGAUGUCCUUGUUUUCGAUAGCGCCCCGCUCCAAGAUGACCUGGAGAUCUUUGGCAAACCUAUUAUUACCCUUCAUCACAAAAGCGACCUGCCGUACGCAGACUUGUGGGUUCGGCUGAGUGAGGUGGAUCGCAAAGGGAAGUCCCACAAUAUCACCGAAAUCUAUCGACGACUCGAUCCGAAGCGGGCACAGAACAAGGUGGUAAAGCUCUCACUGUACGAUACAGCCCAUCGAUUUUGCAAGGGAACAAAGAUCAGGGUUAUUGUUGCAGGAGGUUCGUUUCCUGCGUUUGCGCGAAAUCUUGGCACAGCUGAGAAUCAGUCUCUCGGAGACAGAUUACAAGCAGUCAAACACACGAUAUGCCAUGACGGCUCGAGCAAUUCGAGAAUUAUGCUGCCUGUACGGUGUUGA
Thyridium curvatum is the source of this 1650-nucleotide messenger RNA. RefSeq lists its product as uncharacterized. Lineage: Eukaryota; Fungi; Ascomycota; Sordariomycetes; Thyridiales; Thyridiaceae. The transcript has a single exon. The record is from RefSeq and is a predicted model, not a curated record. Gene Ontology annotation, molecular function: dipeptidyl-peptidase activity. The coding region runs from base 1 to 1650 and encodes 549 amino acids.